AUGGGGAAGUUGCGUGACUUGUGGUCCGGCGAGGCUGAGCGAGCGGUCAAUGCGCCGCUGCCGGUGCGUAUCGCGCGCGGCUGGGAUGUGCAGCCCGAAGUGCUGCCCGCCAAACCUCUCGCCCCGCGCAGGAGGAAGUACGUGCAUGUGCGGCCGAACAACCGUGACGCGGUAUCGCUACCGCACCCUGGUCAGAGUUAUAACCCGGUGGACAACGACCACCAGGCCGCGCUGCGAGUGGCGGUGAGGAAGUUGGAGCGGAAGCGGUCCGCAGACGAAAAGUUUGUCGCCAUGAUUACCCACGGUCGCGACACACCGAUCACAGGGAAUUUCUCAGCGGACAAGACCUGGGAGGAGGAGGUCCAAGAGCGGCCGCAGAAGCCCAAAAAGAAGACAAACCCGAAGUGGGAGGAAGAAAAGAAGAAGAAGAGGCAAAAGAAGAAGAAGAAGGCGUUGAAGGCCUCGGUGCAGGCUGCCAAGCGUGCCUUCCCGCAUCGCCGCCAUCCGAAGCGUGAGGUUGCGGUAAAGGAGGCAGACGAGCUUGGCGAGAUCCUAGCGGCGCACGAAAAGCGACAAGCCCGGCGCGAGGCUGCGAGGGAGCGACGCCGCACCGUGAAGCGUGAUAAUAUGCAGGUGAAAAGUUUUGGUCGUUACCAUCACACGCCGUUGGUGUUGGACGUGGCGCCGACAGACAAACUCGUUGGAUCGCUGCGUCACUUGAAUGGCAGUUGCAUUCACCCCGUUAUGGAUCGAAUGAAGUCGUUGGAGGAACGCAACCUUGUGCCGCCACGAAUGCGACACACGUAUAAUAAACGAAAGGUGCUGAAACCAAAGGGUGAGGUGCGUGUGAAGCGUGAGACGUUUGGCCUGUUGCCAGAGACAACCUUCUAG
Molecule: messenger RNA, 891 nt
Organism: Trypanosoma rangeli
Lineage: Eukaryota; Euglenozoa; Kinetoplastea; Trypanosomatida; Trypanosomatidae
Exons: 1
Coding region: 1-891 (296 amino acids)
Biological process (GO): rRNA processing; ribosomal large subunit assembly
Cellular component (GO): nucleolus
Molecular function (GO): 5S rRNA binding
Source: RefSeq, a predicted model, not a curated record